Pelmatolapia mariae (spotted tilapia) is the source of this 2807-nucleotide messenger RNA. RefSeq names its product adhesion G protein-coupled receptor D1 (gene adgrd1). Gene Ontology annotation, biological process: cell surface receptor signaling pathway; adenylate cyclase-activating G protein-coupled receptor signaling pathway. The transcript is spliced from 26 exons. Lineage: Eukaryota; Metazoa; Chordata; Actinopteri; Cichliformes; Cichlidae. The record is from RefSeq and is a predicted model, not a curated record. Gene Ontology annotation, cellular component: plasma membrane. Gene Ontology annotation, molecular function: G protein-coupled receptor activity. Bases 1 to 2730 code for a protein of 909 amino acids.
AUGGCAUUUUGUUUGCGGAUUCGCAUUUUUACAGCUUUUGUCUCCUUUAUUAAGGUUUAUGCUCAAGUGGCGCAAGCUCAGAAGCAUCCAGGCCUGGAGGUGUUGGACACGGCCUCGCAUUACUGGCCGCUGGAUGCAGUGGAAGGAAUCCAUGAACUGUGGGAUCAUAAUGGAAACAGAUCAGGUUAUAUUAACGGAAGCAACAUAACUAUCAGAAUCCACAACCACACUGUGCUCCCUUCUUCCCAUAAUUCUUCCUAUGUGUAUACCAAUGACUCUGCCUACACUAACAUUUCUGCAAUACUAGACAUUGUUGAAGGAAUGGUCAACAAGGGCAUCUUUCUGAAUGGAGAUAACGGUGGCACCUUUCUUCACUUUGGAAACUACCAGAACACGUGCAUUAGUGACCCUAAUUUAUGUGGUCCUGAGGGCAUUACCUUCUCCUUUUUUUGGAAAAACCACGAGUCAGCCUCCCGCUUUGCUGUCGCUUCUGGAGGAAAAGUUAUCUCCAAUGGCUUCUCAGUCUACACAAACCCUUUAGGAGGAUAUGUGGAGUUUUACACUCGUAGUAACAAGCACAGAUGGCGGGCCAACAUCGAAGUUCCAGGGCCAUACUGGACGCACAUCCUCUUUACAUGGACUAAGAAAGAUGGCCUGAAGGUCUACAUCAAUGCGACCCUGACUGCUGAGAACAAAAAUGGAAGCAUCUCAGAGGAAACCUAUGGAGACCCCUACCCUGACCUCGUCAUUGGAACUGCCAACAAUAAGGGAUAUAGUCACUAUGUAACAGGAGCCUUUGAUGAAUUCGUCAUCUGGGAAAAGGCCCUUUCACCUGAGAACAUCUCACUCUACUACAAUGCAACUAUAGCUUGGGACAUGGUUUCUAAAACAACACCCAGAAUCUCCAAGGACGUGAUCUCAACUACGCCGAUGGCCAGAGCCGCUGAUAUGAGUCCCCCUGUCAUCAGCAGUCUCCAGGAGGAGCUCCGACCCACAGACUUCUUGCCAGUGCAGAGUUUCCUGAAGACGCUGCCCAAUGGAACCAUUUCUCGUGAUACUGCGAACAACCUCACGCAGGGUUUGCUCAAAAGUGUGGAAGAAGUGCUGUCUUUUCCUGGACUGACAGAGCAGUCCACCCCUGUGGUCAGCGGUCUGGUCAAGACAGUGGACAGAGUGAUGGAACAUGUAGUGACUAACCUGGAGGACAGCCCGAACUCUCUCAUCUCCCUGGAUGGAACAUCUUUUGUUGCAGAUUACUCUCUGAUGAAACUCCCACAGAAUUUUGAGCUGUCACAUUACCGCUUCCCCACAGAAGGCAAGAGCUACAUCUCUGUGCCUGGAGAGGCGUUCGCAAUGGAGUCUCAAACCACCAUUGUUGGCCUCUUUUACCACAACAUGCACAGCUACUACAAAGAGAUCAGCCCUGUGAAGACCAGGAUUAAUGAAGCAGCUGAUUACAAGGAUCACAAAAUCCAUGUAGCAAGCUGUCUGAUUUCUUUGAAAGUGGAGCCUCUGCCAGCCCUGUCGGUCAACCUUUCUGGAGCGCCACUCAUAAAGAUUGUGCUCACCCAUGUUUUGACUAAAGAGCAACAGGACCAAGUACAGAAUCAGAGCAAUAAAGUCUUCCUGUACUGUGCCUUCUUGGACUACAGUUCUAAAGAAGGAGUGUGGUCCAACAAAGGCUGCGUGCGCGCACAUGGAAACAUGACGUACUCCGUGUGUUUGUGCAACCACCUUACCAACUUCGCCAUCCUCAUGCAAGUUGUGCCCUUAAAGAUUUCUACUGGCCACAAGGUGGCACUAUCAACCAUUGGUUACGUUGGCUGCUCUAUUUCCAUCUUCUGCCUUGCCAUCACUCUGGUCACCUUUGCAGUCUUAUCGUCAGUGAGUACCAUCCGUAACCAGCGCUACCACAUCCACGCCAACCUCUCCUUCGCCAUCCUGGUGGCAGAGAUCUUACUGCUGAUCAGCGCUCGCUUUGACCCUGGCACGCUGCCAUGUAAGGUUAUGGCUGUCCUGCUACACUUCUUCUUUCUGAGUGCUUUUGCCUGGAUGCUGGUGGAGGGCCUUCACCUGUACAGUAUGGUGAUCAAGGUGUUCGGCUCUGAAGACAGCAAACACUUCUACUACUAUGGCAUUGGCUGGGGUUCUCCGUUCUUGAUCUGUGUCGUGUCCAUGACAUCAGCACUUGACAGUUAUGGUAAAGUUGAUAACUGCUGGCUGUCACUGCAGAACGGAGCCAUCUGGGCAUUUGUGGCACCGGCUCUUUUUGUGAUUGUGGUAAACAUUGGCAUUCUGAUAUCCGUGACCAGGAUCAUAUCUCGAAUCAGCGGAGAGAAUUACAAGGUUCAUGGAGACGCCAAUGCAGUCAAGCUGACCAUAAAGGCAGUAGCUGUGCUUCUGCCUAUACUUGGCAUUUCCUGGAUCUUUGGUGUUCUCGUGGUCAACACACAGUCUUUGCCAUUCCUUUAUAUAUUUGCAGUUUUCAACUCAUUACAAGGGUUCUUUGUCUUCUUAUUUCACUGUCUUCUCAACUCUGAGGUCAGAGCUGCUUUCAAACACAAAACCAAGGUCUGGUCUCUUACCAGCAGCUCCAUCCGAAACAUUAAUGUGAAGCCCUUCAACUCUGACAUAAUGAAUGGACACAAGGAGGGUGUAACUCCCACCAAGAUGAACACAUGGGACAAGAGCACCAACUCAGCCAACCGCAUUGACCUCUCUGCCGUGUAGAACCCCACAUCACUAUUUCCGCCUGUGGUGGGAGAGCAGUCUGAAGCCCCCAGAGUGUCCUCCCACGUUAUUAUGUA